AUGCCUGGGUUGGAUGCUAAGCGACAGCCCGCAGUUAUGCCGACCUGGGGUUGCCCCCGUGUCCGAUUAAUUCACACCCAAAUCAAGAAACGUGACUACCAGGCCCUCAAAGACCCCUACAGGACCCCAGACGUGCGACCAGGAACAAAGGUUAAAGCCCCUAAAAAGGCAGGCCAUGUUCUCGUCGGCUUCUUCUUAAAGAUCCAGGGUCAGGGCCAUAACAGCGAGCAGCAAAUGCCAGACACAAGUUGGAAGGGCCCCGAGAUAGGUUGGUUCGACCCAGAUCGUAAAGCUCAAUUCAGGGUCAAACCUGUAAGCCACAGCAAACAAACCCAAGCCGAAGAGGUGGUUCGAUUCCAUAUGAGCUAUUCGUUGAAGAAACAAAGCUACAAACUGGUACGACACAGAGUUGACAACCCGGUGCCUAUCGUACAUAUGAAUUCAGUGCAGGUCUACAUGCGUUCCUGGCUUGUUCUGUUGUUCCAGCUUCGGAGACAUUAA
Penicillium concentricum is the source of this 501-nucleotide messenger RNA. RefSeq lists its product as uncharacterized. Bases 1 to 501 code for a protein of 166 amino acids. The transcript is spliced from 2 exons. Lineage: Eukaryota; Fungi; Ascomycota; Eurotiomycetes; Eurotiales; Aspergillaceae. The record is from RefSeq and is a predicted model, not a curated record.